Molecule: messenger RNA, 5627 nt
Organism: Mycena citricolor
Lineage: Eukaryota; Fungi; Basidiomycota; Agaricomycetes; Agaricales; Mycenaceae
Source: the annotation of a GenBank genome assembly
AUUUCCACUUUCGUUUCUCCCGGUCUCGAUGAUGGAGGGUCGGCCACCUUCCAAACCAACGAAUGAGCCUGCCGCCUUCGGGUACCAGACUCGGCUUCUUGAGCGGACUACAUCGCGGAGCGGAGGUGGUGCAGGGUUGCUUCGCAGCAACUCUCAGUCCAGCAAUAUGAGCCUGCUUUCGCAACCCAGCGGCUCGGCUGCACCCGCUCACCCCCGUCGAUGGGCACCCGCACAUCGGGUUACGAACAGUCUCGAUACAAUUCGGGGAAAGUGGGAAGAUCGUGCUCGAGAGGCCAAUCAGGAUUUGCGUUCAUCUUCACCCAUUCGAGUCGGCUCUCCCGUUCAGUUGACGGGCUCGUCGACAUCGUCCUCGGCGUCAGGUCUUUCCUCCCCGACGGGCUCGAUGUACCGCCCCGAUCGUCGCCCAUCCUCCCCUUCAUCGAAUAACGAACACCCCGACUUUCAUCGCACUCCGACAUACAUGAAGCGACAUACCAUGCCUGCGCCCAUCAUCGCCACUCCCUUGUCUCCCAAUACGACGGGAAUAUCUGUCGAGGCAGACUCGCCCACCGCGACGUCUCCGGCGCCCAACCGCAUCCGUUUGCCGCUUGCUUUCCAAUCGUCACAGACCAACGGUUACGGUCAUUCCCGUAGCGACGUGGGUGCGCCUGUUCCAACAAGUCCGCCCCCAAUGCGCUAUCGAUCGCACACACUCGAUGCGGCCUUGACGAAGGAGUCGGCGCCGGCCACCUCGCCUGCCCGGGAGCCAUUUCCCCGUCCCAUUUCAUCGUUCCCAUCACCGCAGAGACGCCCAACAUCCAUGUACGGCUCCAGUGUGAGAACGCCGGUUGAUGAUUCGUUUUCGAAGCCAACCAUCGUCGAGCCUCCGCCCUUGUCGGCGAAUGCAGCGUCUUCUGUGAUGGCCCCUCCCCAGUAUCGAAGCUCCUACAUGGCGAACCGCAGCAAGGGAUCGAGCUACGGCGACCAUCUUGGCAUUGGACGCAAGCUGGGACGGCAUCUUCCGCGGAUCGCCAGCGGUGAUGGGGAGGAGGAGCGUGAUCGUGUUGUGGCACAGCAGCACAGAGAAGAGGAGCAGCGAUCACAAGCGCCGGCGCCCACGGAGACACGCGAGUCAAAACGCGCUGCCCGACUGCGUGAACGGAUGCCGGACACGGAUUUGCCUCUUCCUUCCGAGAUUGCCCCUGGUGCAGAUGAUGUAACGGGGGUCCCCGGUCGUCUUCGACUAUCAAGAAGCGGGGUGCCUAGUACGCCGUCACCAUCACCUUCCGCUCGCUUGACCCGAGGGCUGUGGGCGGAUGUUCAGCGUCAUCACAUGCAGGUCUACGAGUACCUUUGCCACGUCGGGGAGGCACAGCAGUGGAUUGAGGGAUGUCUCGAUGAAGAGCUCGGAUUUGGUGUCGUCGACAUGGAGGAGGAGCUCCGGAAUGGCGUUGUUCUCGCUAAACUUGUGCGGGUGUUCCGACCCGAAAUGGCGAAGAAGAUCUAUGAGGCGGCGAAACUGGUUUUCCGGCACUCAGACAACAUCAAUUAUUUCUUCAACUUUGUCCGAGAUAUCGGGCUUCCGGAGAGCUUCAUUUUCGAAUUGACGGAUCUGUAUGAUAAGAAGAAUAUCCCGAAGGUCAUUUACUGCAUUCACGCAUUGAGUCAUCUUCUUGCUCGUCGUGGGAUGGCAGAAAGGAUCGGCAACCUAUUGGGUGCUCUCAAGUUCUCUGACGAUCAGCUCCGACAGGCGCAGAAGGGUCUGAACGAUGCUGGUGUGACGAUGCCCAACUUUGGAAGUGUCGGGAAAGAGCUGGCUCGCGACCUCAAUGAGGAGCCGGAAGUUGAAGUUGAAAGCGAGGAUGAACGCCGGGACCGCCUGCUGCUUGAGAACGAAGAUUCGAUUCAGGCGCUUCAAUCUGCAGCUCGCGGAUUCAUUGUUCGGCAACAACAGAGAACGAUGCAUGCUCGACUGCAGCUAGUCCAACGAGACCUUGUCAAGUUGCAGGGACACUGCCGGGGUGUACUGGUUCGCCGCAAGUUGGCUGCUGAACGCAAGGAACAACACAGCAUCGUUCCGUUGGUUUUAUCCUUGCAGGCUACAGCGCGGGGUCGGCUUGUGCGAGCGAAAUGGCUGGCCCUCAGGCAGGAACUCGAGAGGUCGUCGCGCUACAUUGUGAAGAUCCAAGCUCAGCUUCGAGGCGUGCUCCAGCGCAGGAGGUUCGCCCGAUUGAAGGCUGCUCUGCGGACGAGUAGUGUGUCUGCGACCAAGCUACAGUCUAUGGCAAGAGCGAAACUAGCUCGUGUCACUCAUCGACAAAUCAACAAGUCUUUCGAGCAGUCGCCCGUGCAGGGCUCGGUCGUUUCUCUCCAAGCACGGGCGAGAGGUGUUUUGGCCAGACGGGAGGCCCGGCUGCGGUACCAGCAGCUCGGACGGAUGGUGCCCAUCUACGUGGCGUUGCAGGCUCAUUGCCGGGGUGUGCUCAUGCGCCGGCGAUUGCGCAAUCAGUUGGCCAAGCUGGAUGAUGUGUCUGACAUCGUUGUCCGGAUCCAGGCUGCCGUUCGGACGUAUCUGGCUCGCAAACGACUGCUGGUGCUCAUCCGGGCGGCAGCAGCACCGGCCGUAACGAAGGCGCUGGCCCAGACACAUACGAUUGUCGCUGUGGGCGGGCUGCAGGCUUUAGCUCGUGCUUCUAUCGCCCGAAACCGGCAUCGCGAGUUGACUCGCACAUUGGACUUUAUCGCGCCGGAUGUUCGCUCAUUGCAGGCUGUUUGCCGCGGUGUGCUGGUCCGUGGAGAGUUCUGGGCGUGGAGAGACCAUGUCCGCCGAAGUCAUCCAAUUGCGACGCUGCUGCAGGCCAUGUUCCGGGGCACGAUGCAGCGCCAGGCGUACCGGGCCAAGAUUGACUACUACCGUGCGAAUCUGAAAAAGGUGGUCAAGAUCCAGUCGCUGUUCCGAGCCAAGGAGACCAGAGAGCAGUACCGCCAGCUGACCCUCGGGACCAAUGUUUCCGUGGGCACGAUCAAGAACUUUGUGCAUCUGCUGGAUGACUCGGAGAAUGACUUCCAAGACGAGGUCAAGGUCGAGCGGCUCCGCAAGCGAGUUGUCGAGAGCAUCCGUGAGAACCAGACAUUGGAAAGCGAAUUGAGCGAUCUCGAUGUGAAGAUUGCCUUGGUUGUGCAGAACGUCCAGAGUUUCGACACCCUUGUCCGAGCCAAGCGGCUCGGUGCUGAUAAUGCUGCAGCACUCGCUGCUCGAGCGUCUUUGCUAGCUGCUUACGGCGAUCCGUUCUCUGGUCCGAACACUAUCGAUCAAGCUGCGCGACGGAAGCUGGAGCUGUACCAGCAGCUUUUCUACCUUCUUCAGACUCGACCAGAAUAUCUCAGUGCGCUAUUCGUCCAGCUGGCAGCCAAUUCGGCGCUCGAGAAGAACCGGCGGUUCACCGAGCGUGCUGUGCUCACCAUCUUUGGUUUCGGUCAAGAUCGUCGGGAGGACUUUUUGCUGCUCAAGCUGUUCCAGCUUUCUGUGCAGGAGGAAGUGAGAAGCGCUGCCACUGUUCACGAUAUUAUCCACGGCCACCCUGUGUACAUCAACAGCGCUGUGCCGUAUGUUCGUGCCAAGCUGAACAACUAUGUCCGGGAAUCACUCCAGGGCAUUGUCCGCCGCAUCGUCGACCCUCCAGCUGCUGGAGAGCCUCCGAUCGACCUCGAGACCGAUCCUUCUGCGAUUUGGCGUGCUCGUGUCGAGCUCGAGGAAAUUCACCUUGGGACUGCUACAAACAAGCGCAAGGAUCUCAAUUUCCGCGAAGCGAUUGAAGAUCUGCCUACCCGAACUGCCUACGUACAAGCUCUUCGAACGCUGCAAGACUGUACACAGUGGUUUAUCACUGCCCUGACCCAGUCCGUCAAGCGCAUGCCAUAUAGCAUCCGAUAUCUGGCCAGGGAGACGUUGAUUGCGCUUAAGGAACGGUUCCCAGAUGCUACAGAUACGAUGUAUGCUGCAUGCAUCGGCCGACUGGUCUACUACCGCUGUAUCAAUCCUGCCAUUGUGACUCCGGAGACUUUUGAUUUAGUCUCAAAAACUAUUGACCGCGAUGCUCGUAGAAAUCUGGACCAAAUCUCACGAGUCCUCACACAGAUCACGUCUGGCACCGAAUUCGACGAGGACUCGCCCAUAUACAUUCCAAUCAACGAGUUUGUACGCACGGCUAUCAGAGAGAUGACUGCAUGGUUGCUUGAAGUUGCAAAUGUGCCGGACGCGGAUGUUCACUUCCAUGCCCACGAGUUCCUUGACGCCACUGUUCCACCGAAGCCGAUCUACAUAUCCCCGAAUGAAAUCUACACCAUGCACGGGCUGCUUGGACAAUACCAAGAUGCAAUUGCUCCUCCAUCCUCUAACGACCCUCUCCGCGCGAUCUUGUCUGAGCUCGGUGGUGUCCCCAAUCUGGGUUCGGACGAAUUGAAAGAUGCGAGAGACCAAGCGAUCACUCUUGAACUGACGAAUCGGUUCGCUAAUGUCCGAGACCCACAUGCGGAGGAAAAGACGUUAUGGGUUCAGGCAAAACGAGGCGUUUUGAUGGUCCUCAAAGUGCAUCCGGACGAAAAUCUCUUCGAGGCAUUGUUGCGGGAGGUCACUCCAGACGAUGAGAUGAUUUGGGAGGACAUCUUGGAGAGCGAGGCACAGCAUGAGCAGGCUGGGCACAGCCGACGGCAGCCGUCCACCACGGCUGGCGAUGCUGCUUACCGCUUGGAUGACAUCAGCUCAUUCAACUUUGCGCAUGUCAAGCUGCGCACGAUCGAGUUCCUGAUCAAGCUCGAGAAACUGGGCAAAGUAUCGCGCAGUGAUGGUUUCCAGGGCAUCCUCAACGCGAUCGCUGCCGACGUGCGGAGCAAGCACCGGAAACGGAUCCAAAGGCAGCAGGAGAUGGAGUCGAUGACCGAGGCUCUGCAGCAUCUGGCUGAGAACAAGAAGCAGCUGGAGGAGAAGAUCAACAGCUAUCACAGUUAUGCUGAGGCUGCGAUGCAGACUAUGCAACGCGGUGGCGGUAAAAAACGGAAACAGCUGGUGCUGCCGUUUACGAAGCAGUACUUCCAUCUGCGAGACUUGCAGCGGUCUGGCGAGACGCCGCAGUUCGGGUCUUUCUUGUACACAGCCAAGUACUUGUACGAGAAGGGUAUCCUGCUCUCUGUGGACCAGUUCUCCCCGCGGCAGUUCGACAAGUUGCACAUCACGAUGUCGUCGAACACUCCCGGAGUGUUCACACUCCUGCUCGAGUCGGUUGCGACGGGCAUUACGACCAAGAUUGCGAGCGAGGAUGUGAAGAUGGAGGACCUGCUCCAGGCCAAGUACGAGAAACGGCCGUUUUUGUCGCUGUUCAACGGCAAGGCCAAGGUAAACUUUGAGCGGUUCCUCGUCCAGAUCAACAAGAAAUUUUACACAUGAACCAAGAAACAUGCCAACGACUGCGACGAAUUGCGACGACCUAAUUUCAUCUGUGUUAUCUUACCCACUAUCAUUUGUACCGCUAUGCAUCACUGCCGUGUAUCAGUAAUCGAAUCGAAUUGCUUGUAGAUUUCGUCUCGUAGGGCUACUCGUUUGCGUCGUCAUGGGCUGAAAAUGCCAACUG